Messenger RNA from Didymodactylos carnosus, 480 nucleotides. NCBI's taxonomy places the organism in Eukaryota, Metazoa, Rotifera, Eurotatoria, Philodinida, Philodinidae. The record is from the annotation of a GenBank genome assembly.
AUGAUUCAAUUUAUUUUAUUGUUCAGUCGUCAAGGUAAAUUACGUUUGCAAAAAUGGUAUACAGCACAAACGGAUAAAUCGAAGAAAAAAAUUACACGUGAAUUAGUUGCAACAAUAUUAGCUCGUAAACCAAAAAUGUCAAGUUUUCUUGAAUGGAAAGAAUUAAAAGUUGUCUAUAAACGAUAUGCCAGUUUAUAUUUUUGUUGUGGUAUUGAACAAGAAGAUAAUGAAUUAUUAACACUUGAAACAAUUCAUCGUUAUGUCGAAUUAUUAGACAAAUAUUUUGGAAGUGUAUGUGAAUUGGAUAUUAUAUUUAAUUUUGAAAAAGCUUAUUUUAUGUUUGAUGAAUUUAUACUUGGUGGUGAAAUACAAGAAACGAGUAAAAAAGCAGUGCUUAAAGCAAUUAAUGAUCAAGAUGUUAUACAAGAAGAAGAAUUAGAAGAAAAACGAAGUGUAUUAGAAGAUCUUGGCUUGGCAUAA